Babesia bigemina is the source of this 2931-nucleotide messenger RNA. RefSeq names its product ankyrin repeat domain containing protein, putative. Gene Ontology annotation, molecular function: protein binding. The record is from RefSeq and is a predicted model, not a curated record. The coding region runs from base 1 to 2931 and encodes 976 amino acids. Lineage: Eukaryota; Apicomplexa; Aconoidasida; Piroplasmida; Babesiidae. The transcript has a single exon.
AUGGCGAACGAAAGGCAAGGAACUGAACCGGAGGCCGACCCCCAAGAGGCGGGGGACCGUGGCACUGGUGUGACCAACAGUCCCUCAGCAAGCCAGGAUGCGGCAGCGCAACCGCUACCCGAUACCGACGUUACUGUGGAUCGGCAGCCCAGCCCUUCUGAUGCUGACGACGCGAAAAUGGUGGGCUGCCCUGGAACGCUGCUCCCGCUCACCACCACCAUGGAGACCAACAAUGUGGACUGCGACAGCUACUACCUGUCGAAGUCGAACUCAUCGGAGCUGACCAGCGAGAUGGAGGGGGACAACGAGCGCGACCUGGAUAACAUGAUGGAAUUCCACUCUGCCUUCAUUCCCUCGUCGUCGGAGCCGGACACACCCGUUGGUAACGCCCGAGACGGAGUGUACGAAUGGUACGACGUGUUCGCGCGCACGAAGCGGCAUUUCCUGAGCAACUUCGGGUACGACGAGAAGCCGCAGGUGCGGGUCGAUAACAGCGCAGGAAGCGGACCGCGUCAUGCGGCCGACAGCGGCCUCGCCAAACUCGUUGCCGACCGCACAGCGCCUCGCAACGCGCUGUGGAAAUGGGCGAUACCGAAGCUCGAGCGGUUCCUGGACGCGCACGACGUGCUAAUGCUGCGGCAGACGUGCGUCGACCUCUACAGGCAUAAAUACACCCUCCGCCCUCAUAACGAGCUGUGCUUCCGCGGGUUCGUCGGCUACGACAUGGACGUCGUCAUCGGCUUCGUGAUACCGCUGCUGGCCAAGGUAUACGGCCUGACCGACGGCGACAAGCUUGGGCUGGACUUCAGCCAGUGCUACAACCUGAAGGACAUCUCUAUCGUCCGCAUGCUGUCCUCACAGGCCGUGCUGAACAGCAGCUUCGACACGCAGAUGAUCUGCAGGAACAUGAGGAUGCUGACGCUGGACUACUGCCACCAGAUCACCGACAAGGGGCUGGAGGUGAUGCUCGCGACCAAGCUGCCGAACCUGGAGAAGCUCAGCAUGGUCUGCUGCCGCAACGAAAACAUCACGGGGGCGCCGUUCACCACGAUGCUCUCCGAGGACAGGUGGCCGCGGCUAGCGCGGUUCAACUGCAGCUUCAGCAACGUCACCCUGGAACCCAUAGAGGCCGUCGCCAACUUCAUCCAUCGCACAACGACGGCUGCACGGGCCCAGGAGGUGUCCGACGAGCUGCACAAGCGGCUGCACGCCGAUUGCACGGGGUACGCGUGCAACUCCAGGCGGUGGAAUGACAUAGGACGGAUGAUAACACGUGAUGGUGAGGCGCCCGCCAGCGACGGCACCGCACAGCCGUCCCCCAGCCACACCGCCCACCCGCGGUGGCAACUGGAGAUCACCGGCUGCUGGGGCAGCAGGAUGUUCCUGGAUAAGCACGGAUUCGGCGCCGAGCUGCACGCAUUCGCGUCGGCGGUGAAGAUGAAGUCCAUCAAGAUAUGCUCCAAGCUCACCAAGCGCGUGCAACGCGGGCUGCAGGAGAUGGCCGAGCGGUCUCCGGACGAUGUGGCGCUGCAGCUGGUGAUGAACCGGGGGAGCGAACUGCUGGUGAACUGCCCCAUAGUGGAGCACGACAGGCACAACACCAUGGACAUGUGGACGCUGCCGAUAUCCAUAACAAUCCAGAACGACGACAUGGAGCUGUGCAACCUCCUGAUUCGCAGGGGCGCGCGCGUCAACGUGUGGGACUACUGCGGGAAAAGCCCGCUGUACAAGGCGUGCGAAAUGGGCAGGACCGCGUUCGUCAAGCUGUUCCUGAAGCUGGGCCAGGCGCCGAUGGCACUCGACGACAACGGGUUCUCUCCCAUUGCGAUAUGCGUGAAAAGCGGCAAUUCCGCGUACGUCAAGCUUCUGCUCAAAGCUGGGGUGCAGCUGAACCUCAAAUGCCCGCACAUCCGGGAUUUCAAGUCGCCGCUGUACAUCGCCUGCGAGGCCAUGGCCGACGACUGCAUCCGCCUGCUGCUGGAGGGCGGCGCUGACCCGAACUGGCUCUACCACGGGAGGCUGAGCGUAACCCUGCUCGCCUACCAGCACGACAAGAGCUGGCUGCCGGUGUUCCUCAAGUACGGCGCCGGCAAGCCGCUGAACAAGAGGUGGAUCCUGACCGACGUGCUGAGCUGCGCCAUCAAGAACGGAAACCGGGAGUCGGCGGCGAUUCUGGUGAGCCAGUACCCGGAUUUGCUGGAGCGCAAGCACAACGUGUGGUCGACGCCGCUCGUCCAGGCCGCGCGGCUGGGUGAGGCCGCGAUACUCCAGACCCUGCUGGACGCAGGAACCGACCUGAAGAAUUCGGAUAUGUACGAAACCACGCCGAUGCACGCCGCGGCCGAGGAAGGGCGCCUGGAGUGCCUGCGCCUACUCGUCAGCAACGGCGCCGAUAUCAACGCGCGAGAUAUUGCGGGGAGGACGCCGCUCUACCUCGCGGUGCUGGAAAACCAGGCGCGCGCCGUGGAGUUGCUGCUCUCGCUCGGCUGCGACGCCAACGCCGCGGAGUUCUCAAACGACGAGACGCCCCUCAUGGCCGCGCUGGGCACCCGCAACGAGGACAUCGCGCUGCUCAUCAUCAGCAAGGCCAAGGACCUGCGGCUCGACGCAGUGGACAAGUUGGGCAGGAGCGCGAGCCUGUACGCGCUCUACUUCGAGCAGAUCGCCGUUGGUGAGGCCAUUCUCCACCAAUGCGCGCAGCUGGGCAUCUGCAACUCGGCCGUGGAGAUCCGGCUGUUCAACGCAGUCAUCUGCGACCGGAUCAAAGCGCGCUCCGCGAACUACAAACACCUCACGCGGUACGCCAAGCACUACCGCGACGUCAACGCGCACGUCAUCAGGGAUAACCGCAUCGAUUUCCUGUUCGCGCAGAGGUGGCCCCUGGUGAAGAGCCUAAUCGGCCGGAUCAGGGGGCUGGCCGCCAACCCCUGA